Molecule: messenger RNA, 1527 nt
Organism: Anoplopoma fimbria (sablefish)
Lineage: Eukaryota; Metazoa; Chordata; Actinopteri; Perciformes; Anoplopomatidae
Gene: samsn1b
Product: SAM domain, SH3 domain and nuclear localisation signals 1b
Exons: 9
Coding region: 1-1527 (508 amino acids)
Molecular function (GO): protein binding
Source: RefSeq, a predicted model, not a curated record
AUGAUAGGGCUGUGCCAGUGUGAUAAGGGCGCUGAAACUGCAGAUGACACGGCAGAAUCAAUACACACCACAGGAAGACUAAAGAAGUUACAGAACCUGGUUCAAACAAAGAAGGCACAUCAGAGUGGAGCUUGGAGAGAGAAGAGGACCUCUGAGAAUAACGAUCAUGUGGCAGAUGUGUUGAGUAACAACAAUCCAGUGCUAACCUGCAUCGGCCUGGGGAAGAGAGCAGAGAAGAAGCCCUCCAUGACCAAUCCAUCACCACAGCAGCAACAACAACAGCUGGCCAGAGAUGUCCACGAAGAUUCAGAAGGGGAAGCAGUUUGGAGUCCACAGCUUGGAAAUUAUCAGUGGUACCCAUUUGAGUGUCCGCAGACCUGGACUCCCUUCUACCACACCUGUCGCCAGCCUCGACACGAGCCGUCGGUGUGCGGCGGCACCUUGUCGCUGCCCCGGACCACAGAAUGGGAUCGCUUCGAGAGUUUGAUACAGGAACUGGACAGCAAACAGUCUCAUCUGUCUCCUCCACAAAUGAUUCGCUCCAUCACCGAUCUGCAGCUCUCACAGGACCCACUAAAGCAGGAGCAGAAAAGCGACUCAACCAAACCGAGGCUGCAGAGGAGGGACACGGAGACCUCAUCACACAGUGACGGGAAGCACGGCGAGGCCUCACCUGAGAAAACGCUGACAGCCAUCACUACUGGAAACACACAGAAAGAUGAAGCAGAGAAGAGGGAAGCUGGUGGGCAACCAUUUAGCAAAGGACACGGGCGGUCCAGUAACUCUGUGGAAAGCCUCUACAGCCUCAACAGUGGACAAAGUUCCUCAAGUGGCGUCACCAGUGGCUCAGGCUUCUCCAGUAACAGGGACAGUCUGAGGCUGGAGGACGAUCUAUUGUACACAAGACCGCUCUGUUGCAGAGCGAAAGUCCACACAGAUUUUGUGCCAAGUCCAUAUGACACAGAAUCCCUCAAACUUGAGGUGGGAGAUGUGAUCGACAUAAUCGCCAAGCCCCCCAUGGGAAUAUGGACCGGCAUGCUGAAUGGCAGAACGGGAAAUUUCAAGUUCAUUUAUGUGGAUGUGCUAACAGAGGAUGGCCCUCAUACGCACAUGGAAACACAAACCCACAGAGUGAGACAGAAAUCAACUGUCAAGGAAGUGUUGAAGCGCCUCAGUAUGGAGGAGCAUUUCUCAUCUCUACAGCUGAACGGUUACCAAACAGUGGACGACUUGAUGAAGCUGAGGGAGCAUCACCUGACGGAGCUGAAUGUGACGGAUCCAGGGCACAGGACUCGUCUGCUCGCUGCUGUCCACUCCCUGCAGCACCUGCACUCGGACAGUCAGUUGGAAAACGAGGCCGGUCAGGGGGCCGAGACCCCCGGCGAGAACAUGAAGGCAGAUAUGAACAACUGCCCAAGAGACUCCGGCUGCCACAUGCCAUCUGACAGUCCCGACAGCAGCACAGCGGACACAGACCUGCACUUUAUCUCUGAAUACCCAAUGCCAGCCGAGACGGCAGCUUCUUGA